Messenger RNA from Penicillium nucicola, 1332 nucleotides. Its product is annotated as indoleamine 2,3-dioxygenase. The record is from RefSeq and is a predicted model, not a curated record. The transcript has 2 exons. Gene Ontology annotation, cellular component: cytoplasm. The coding region runs from base 1 to 1332 and encodes 443 amino acids. NCBI's taxonomy places the organism in Eukaryota, Fungi, Ascomycota, Eurotiomycetes, Eurotiales, Aspergillaceae. Gene Ontology annotation, biological process: 'de novo' NAD+ biosynthetic process from L-tryptophan. Gene Ontology annotation, molecular function: indoleamine 2,3-dioxygenase activity; heme binding; metal ion binding.
AUGCUUGAAUCAUCCAAUACAUCCGUCGAUGCCGUUUUCAAGGGCUAUGCCCAGCAGGGCUUCCUUCCUGAAGGGUUACCCCUGGAAAGACUCCCGAGCCCCUACUACAAGCCAUGGGAAGACAUCGCCGGCCAACUCCCAGCUCUCAUCCAAACAGGCCAGGUUCGAGACAUGAUCGAGAGCCUACCGGUUUGUUCGGUUGAACAUCUCGAAACAGAGCAAGAAUGGCGUCGAGCAUAUGUUAUCAUGGGAUAUCUGAGCCAUGCCUAUAUCUGGGGAGGAGACAAGCCCAAAGAAGUAAGCAUCCAGCCAUUCACCUCACCUCAACCCUCCAUACGGUCACGGGGCAGCAGAACCCUAACAAAACAAAACAAUCAGAUCCUGCCUCCCUGCAUUUCAACCCCAUUCCUUGAAAUCUCCUCUCACCUCGAAGUCCCCGCCUGCGCAACAUACUCAGGCCUGACCCUGUGGAACUUCAAAGCCCCAUCCCCAGGCACAGACAUCGCAGACCCGGACAACCUGGCUGUGCAGACCUCCUGGACAGGCACAAAAGACGAAGAAUGGUUCAUGCUUAUCUCUGUCGCUGUCGAGGCCAAGGGUAUCAGGUUGAUCUCGCAGAUGCACGAAGCCAUCAAGGCUGUCAUUGCCAACGACGCUGAUCUCCUUACGUCCCUGCUAUACGGGUUCGCAGAUGGUCUGAGCGAUCUCACGUUAACCCUCAAGAGAAUGUAUGAACAUAACCGACCUGCGGUCUUUUUCCAUGAGCUGCGACCUUUCCUUGCUGGAAGCAAGAAUAUGGGUCCGGCUGGCUUGCCCAGGGGUGUUUACUAUGAUGUCGGCGAUGGCGUUGAGAGACCGGAGAAUUGGAAGCAGCUGAGUGGUGGAAGCAAUGCUCAGAGUUCGUUGAUCCAGGCACUUGAUAUCUUCUUGGGCAUUAAGCAUUCUGAUUCGGCUUCUGGGGAGAACUUCAUUGAGGAAAUGCGCAAAUACAUGCCUGGUCCUCACAGACGGUUCCUUCAAAGCCUCGCUGAGAUCUCGAAUGUGCGUGCCUAUAUUCAAGCCUCUGCGGACAAAUCAACCGAGAAAGAAGCCUACAAUGCUGCUGUCAAUGAGCUCAAGGCCUUCCGGGAUACUCAUAUCCAGAUGGUCACUCGGUACAUUGUCAUGGCGGCGAAACAGCCGAGUCCUUUGAAACAGCAUACUGGCAGGGUUAACUUGGCCACAGCGAGUCAAGCUACCGAGAAGGAGCACCAUCUCGCUGGAACUGGCGGUACGGAUUUGAUACCAUUCCUCAAACGUACUAGAGAUACUGUCCAAGAUGCGAAGUGUUAG